ACCGGCUGUAUUUUUCACCGGGACAGCAGCAACAUGAGCGGCGUCGUGCUGGCGAGCGCGGGCUACGACCACACGAUCCGCUUCUGGGACGCGGCCUCCGGAACAUGCAACCGCACGGUCAAGUACCCCGACUCGCAAGUCAACUGCCUCCAGAUCACGCCCGACAAGAAGUACAUUGCGGCUGCCGGGAACACGCACAUCCGCCUCUUUGAGAUCAAUAGCAACAACCCGAAUCCCACGACGAGCUACGACGGCCAUAGCGGCAACGUCACGGCCAUUGGCUUCCAAAAGCACGGCAAGUGGAUGUUUAGCGGUUCGGAAGAUGGCACGAUCAAGAUCUGGGACCUGCGAGCGCCAGGCUGUCAACGCAACUACGAGUGCCCCGCGCCCAUCAACUCGGUCGCGCUGCAUCCGAACCAGGCCGAACUUGUGUGCGGCGACCAGAACGGCUGCGUGCGCGUCUGGGAUCUCACGACCAACACGUGCUCGUCCAAGUUUAUGCCGGACGGCGACCACGCUGUGCGCAGCGUCGACUUGGCCCGCGACGGGCGCACGCUCGUGGCCGCCAACAACAAGGGCAGCGUCUUUGUCUACACGCCCCGCGCUUCGGACAACUACGAGCUCCGCGAGACGUUCCAUGCCCACAACGAGUAUAUUUUGAAGGCGCGCAUUUGCCCCAACGUCCGGUUCCUGGCCACAUGCUCAGCCGACAAGACGGUCAAGGUCUGGAACAUGAUGGACAUGUCGCUCGUGCACACGCUGCAGGGCCACCAGCGCUGGGUGUGGGAUUGCUCCUUCUCCGCCGUCUCGUCGUACCUCGUCACGGCGUCGUCGGAUCAAACGGCCCGGCUCUGGGACCUCAGCUCGGGCGAAACGAUGCGGCACUACAAUGGCCACCACAAAGCCGUCACGUGUGUGGCCCUCGAUGAUAGCGUGGUCGAGAAGGAGAGAUAAAUCAGAUCGUAGUUGCAAGGCCAUAAAUUUACCCAAUAUGACCUUGGUAGUUGCUUCC
Messenger RNA from Saprolegnia parasitica CBS 223.65, 1012 nucleotides. RefSeq lists its product as hypothetical. The record is from RefSeq and is a predicted model, not a curated record. NCBI's taxonomy places the organism in Eukaryota, Oomycota, Saprolegniomycetes, Saprolegniales, Saprolegniaceae. The transcript is spliced from 6 exons. Gene Ontology annotation, cellular component: TORC1 complex; TORC2 complex. Gene Ontology annotation, biological process: TOR signaling; regulation of actin cytoskeleton organization. Gene Ontology annotation, molecular function: protein binding. The coding region runs from base 34 to 954 and encodes 306 amino acids.